AUGGCGAGCAAAUCGCAAAAAGGAGAUAAAAAUAUAAAUAAAAGCAAAAAUGUGGAGAGUGAAGCUUCAGAAAAUUCUCAGCUGUCUGACAAAACAGAUUUGGCUCCUUCUGAGGAUUCACAGUCCCUUCUCAAGAUUGAAUCACUGGAAAAAGUUUUAAAUGAGAUCAGCAAAGAAAUGAAUAACUUGUUAUCAAAAUAUGCUGACACUAUAAGUGCAAGAAUAGCGUUGGAUUCUUCUUAUGUCCAGGAACUUGAUGAGAUCUUAAAAGAAGCCAGGGCCAUAGAAAAUCACUUAAAGCAGAAAAGAGAGAAGCUGAAACAGAGAUUCGCUGUCAUUGCCAAUAGUCUGCAAAGCUAAACGGAGUUUGUUACAGAAAUGCAGAGCCGAAGUUGUGUUUGUGUAUGAAAACAAACUGUGAUGAGUGUGGUGAUAUCUGUUUCUUGUAUAAAUAUUUCUGUUGGUUCAGGAAAUUUCCAACGAGUUAAGCAGUUACUUAGUGUUUAAGUACAUAGUGCAGUAGUAGUUGAUAAAAACAAUUCUGAAUAUCUAUUUUAGAUUCUGUGACUCAAGGGCUUAAGACCCAUUAAACAUAGCAAAAAAAACAUUUAUAUGAAAUAUAGAAAUUUAUUAUUUAAAUGUAAAAAUCACCUCAGAUUAUUUCAUGUUAACCAAUUUCUGGUUAUAUUUUUUUUUUUUUUCCCUUUCUACUUAAAAAAAAUGCUUUUGUGCUAAAAUCUUAGUAGAAUAUACUUGCAAUGUUAUUUCCAUUUUGCCUCAGAAUGUAAACAGGCUGAAAAGAAAAGCUUAGAAAUAAGCGAGUUCUAUAAAGAACUUUGAGAAAGUAUAAAGUCUUCAUUUCAAAUGCAUUAUAAUACUGGUAAUAUGUGUUACAUUUCAAGGCCAUGUUGAUAUAAAACAUACUCAAAGCUUUGCUGUUGAUGCCAAUUAGUAAAUAGAUAAUGUUAAUAUGAUCUAGAAUUACAAUGUUAUUUUGUUAUUUGGCCACAUGAGCGUUGAUUGCUGACACUCAGUUUUUCUGAGAACACUGAGCCCUUUUUCUUUCUUGUUGUUUUAUUCUGUUAAAAAAAAAUUAAAAAAAAGAUGAAGCAUGGAAUGUACAAAGGAUCACUUGUACAAAGUGUGGGGCUUAUAAUAAAGAGAAGUGCUGGAACAAGAGACAUUUCCAUCU
Molecule: messenger RNA, 1192 nt
Organism: Lonchura striata (white-rumped munia)
Lineage: Eukaryota; Metazoa; Chordata; Aves; Passeriformes; Estrildidae
Source: RefSeq, a predicted model, not a curated record